GGCGGCGCGGCGAACGAACGACGGCGUGGUGCGGCGAUGGCGAUGAAGUCGCGAAGCAGCCAACAUGUACCACUUUCUGGACCAUUCAGUCAAUUGUUGGCGGUAGACCGGAAAGGUACAAGAAAAAUCUCAGUCCAAAAAACAAAAGUAACAUUUUCUUUCGUCGAAAUUAAAUUCAUUUUUAUAAAAUAAAAUAUAAAUUAAAUUAAAAAAAAAACAAAACAAAAAUAAGACAUAACGAACUUAAAAACGCAUUUAUGUAAAUUCGAAUCUUUUUACAUAUUUUUGUUUCCUCUUCAAGGUACAAGUUACGAACGAAUAGCUGCUAUCUCACGGAUUGUCAAUAAAUUUUAAGUGAAAAAGUGUUUAACAUUUUUGAUAUUGAAUAUUUUUUCCAUUCACCUAAUGAAGAAGUGUGUCUUCUAUAAGUUGGUCUUUCUCCCCUCACAAGAAGCAGCAGCACAGCAAUCUUAGUGUACUCGUAUCUAUAGUUGGUGUGUUAUCUUGGUUUUUUGAAGUUCAUCGCUUAUUUUUGUUCUAUUCUAAAAGUGUUCCGAAUCUCGUUUUGAGUUUGUGCAGUUUUUGUAAAUCAAAGAUUCAUCAUUUUCAAAGUGACCGUUAAUUUUUGUGUGUUUAUUUGAAUCUCUUGACAAACAAAAAUCAGAAUCAACCUUUGGAUCUAACUUAGGAACUCGCUUUCUUUUCGGAUUGAAUGUGAUUUUCAUUUUUGGAAUUCAUUCUCCAAACGACAUGGUUUAAGGCGGAUUUACAGUCGGGCAUUAGUAUAAUAUUGAAAUCCGAAUAAAUGGACAGCUCAAUCCAAAACUCGUACAACAACCACAGCAACAAUUGCAGCAGCAGCAGCAACAGUAACAAGCGAGGUCACAUUCGCUCCGCAUCGCUGGAGAAUGCGAAUUCAUUUAUAUCGAAGAAUACCCUAGGGCUGCCUCUGGUGCAGCCAGGCUUUACCGGCACACUCAAGUCACGCAAUGAGCAGAAGCGACUGCGCAACAAAUUUGGCAGCCAAAGUAAUUUAGAGGAUUACGUGCAGCAGAGCCGAUCAAAGUUUCAAAACAUACGAAGCAUGUUUGAGGCAACCAAAAGUGCUGUAAAUGUUGGCGGAGAAUGCGAAACACCACAGCAGCAGCAACAACAACAAUCACAGCAGCUGCAACCGCCGCCGUCGAUACCGCAGCAGCAACCACAGCAGCAGCAACAACACCAGCAGCAGCAUCAACAACAAGCACAGCCGCAAAUGCUUCCAAACCCAAUCAAUCAAACCAAUCAUUCUCAACAAUACCAGCAAAAUAUUCACUUGGCGACAGUGAUGCAUGCGCACCCGGAACUGGGUCACCGAGGAAGCAGUGCGAGCAACUACAGCAGUAGCAGCAGCAGUAAUACCAAUCACCAUCACCACCCGCAGCUGAAGCGAACAACAAUGGGCGGCGGAAUUGAAUACAGUGACAGCUUAAACAUUGUCGAAUCGGACAUCAGUGGCAGCACUGAUCGUGUAAAUCGCAGGGAAAAAUCAAAUCAGGCAACAAAUCUUCUCCGACCCAUCGCAUUCAAGCCAAUCCCAUUUGAACCAGAUUACAGCAUCCCAGUGAGAUAUAACGAGCUUGGAGAUCGUUACGGAUCAACGCCAUCAUUGGCACCAGUUCAAGGUUCCAAUCUUAGAUUUGGCAGUACCACUGACCUCAGGCAUGGCUACUCGUCCAGCAAUAGUUAUUGCAAUAAUUUAAUGGCACGUCGAAGGUGUUCCAGAUCGUUGAAGAUCAACGAUAGCAUGGAAUCGAUUCGACAUACACCCGACUCAGAUGCAAUUAGCCAAAAUAGUACUUUAAAAUCAAACUGUGGUAAUAAUAAAUACAUCAUAAGUGAACAAUUCGAUAUGACACCAUCACCAUCGGAUUCUGGAAUUUCCGAAUUAGAAGCUGCUCUAAAAGAUCGUGAUUCUGAAUUAUCAUAUUUGCGACAAACAAUGGAACACAAUGAAAAAGUGAUUUUCAAAGUUCAAAAAGAUAAAGAGGCUUAUUGGGAAAAUGAGACAAAGCGUUUAAAAGCAUAUUAUGAAAAUCAACAAAAAGAAUUCUUAUUGAAAAUAAAGAAAAUGGAACAAAUGUUGACAUUGCAGUCAUUUCAAUUUAAACAAAAUAAACUACGUAUAACUGAAAAUACAAAUCGACUGAAGGAACAAUUUGGUGAUUUGAAAAAGGAGAGCGAACUUUUGAAAAGUGAAAAUGAAGGUCUUAAGACAUCUGAACGUUCAAUACGGGACUGCAUCAACCAAUUGGAAGAAAAAACCCGUAUUAUGGAUGGACUUAUAGGAAAUCUGAAAGCCCAGUUAGAAGAAAACGAAUGGACUGUAUGUCAACGAAAUGGUGAAAUAGCUUUACUUAAAAAUCAACUCAAAGAGGCCCAUCUUGAAUUAACAACAAAAGAUCAAGAAAUCCUCCACCUCAAGCACGAUCAAAAUGCAACAGCCACAUCAUCUGUAACCGAUCCUGUUCCUCCAUCGCCAUCUUUACAAGCUCAAGAAGUCGAAAUUAGUCAACUCAAUCGUAUUAUUAUUCUCAAAGAUCAAGUUAUUUUGGCCCUUACAAAUGAACUUGGAAAACUGCGCAAGGAACUCUCAGAUCUGGCCAUUUUCCAUGAAUACGGCGAAGAACCGUCGGGAAAAUUAAGUCGACUCAAAUAUCAAAUUGAUAAAAUAUCCAAUAUCUGUCAGAAAAACCAAAUGAAUAACGAGGAAAAGCAAAAAGAACUCUCACCAAAGACAAUUGAUGAUUCGAAUCUUGAGGUUAUAAUGAAUUGUCUGCAAAUUGUCCCGCCAUUCAUCGAACCACCACAGCGGCCGUUGGAACGACACAUGACACCUGAGUCACGUUUGGCACAAAUGUCAAAUGACAUACAGAAUUUUGUCUAUGGAACGCUAAAUCUUCCAGAUAUUGCUCAAAAUUCUCAAUAUCUAGACGAGAAACCAGCUUCAAAAGAUGAAGUUAGUUUGUUGCGAAAGGAAUUGGCUGAGUUGAGGAGUAAUUUCGAAAUGGAACGACAUCAGUGGGCCGAGGAAAAGGAAAAGGUUUUGAAGUAUCAAAAACAAUUGCAAAUGCAUUAUAUCAAUAUGUAUCAGAAAAUCAAAGACUUGGAUAGCAAUAGCCAUGGCUCAGAGGCUGUUUAAGUAGGGAGACCUGUCAACUCUAAAAAGAAAAAAAAGACAACAAACAAAAAGCAAACAAAUAUUUUAGUUACAAACUUAUUUAAUUUAUUGAUCGUGUGUUGUAACCUUAAAAAAUGUGUUUUAUUUUUUUAAUUCUGUGUUUAUUUUUUAAAGUUUUUUUAUAUAAGGGAAAUGGAGGAGUAAAUAGCAAAGAUAUUCAUAUAAGAAGAAAAUAAAAAAUACAAAUAAUGUAAAUUUGUUUGAUAUUA
Molecule: messenger RNA, 3429 nt
Organism: Eupeodes corollae
Lineage: Eukaryota; Metazoa; Arthropoda; Insecta; Diptera; Syrphidae
Product: NEDD4-binding protein 3-B
Exons: 9
Coding region: 806-3181 (791 amino acids)
Source: RefSeq, a predicted model, not a curated record